AAAAGACACUGUGUCACUGUCAAUAGCCAAUAUGUAAUGACUUCAUGCCUUUAUAAAAAAAAAAAAAAUGGUUUAAAAGCAACUGAGAAAAAGAAGAAACAAGGCAGCUUUGCAUCAACGCCAUUCAAGUCUUUGUUUGAUUUUUCAAAGUUUGCUAAAACUUCAAACAUAAUAAAAGAUACAGACAGUCUUGAGUCAAAGUCUUCAACAAUAUAAUAAAAGAACGCGUCUUAUACACAUUGUACUGAUAUGUAAAAGUAUACAACAAACAACAAUACACAAAGUUUACCUUUGACGGUUCUCUGUCUGGCUCCCCCUCCCCCAUUCUACACUUUUGGUUGCCGUCCUUUCGCCAAAGGGGUUGGUCUUUGGUCGGUCACCACUCCACUCGAACAGGAUAUGCCAAAACCUUAUACUUCUGGGCCUGCAUCCUUCCUCAACCUACUUCCUUUUAUAUCUUCUUCAUAAUUACUAGUUGUAUGUAUAUCUCUCGUUAUUGUUACCAAUGAGGAUUUCACUCUUUUCAUGGCUUGUAGCAGUUUUCUUUAGCAUCAGUUUAGUUUUAGUUUCAGGCCAAUGUCAAAGCGAUCAGAGACAGUUGUUGAUCGGAUUGAAAAACAGCUUCAAUUCUACUUCAUUAGGAAAGCUAGUGAAUUGGAAUCAAAGCACGGAUUGCUGUUCUUGGUAUGGAGUAAGUUGCGAUGCAGGUGGUCGGGUCGUCGGCCUUGAUUUGAGCAACCGAUUAAUUUCAGGUGCAAUUGACAAAUCAAGUAGUAUUUUCCGUCUUCAGCAUCUGCAGCGACUCAAUUUGGCUUAUAACAAACUCAUCUUCGUUUUUCCUCCUGGGUUUGACAAGUUUGCAAAUGUGAGUUAUCUUAAUUUGUCAAAUGCUGGCUUUAAAGGGCAAAUUCCAGCUGAGAUUUCACGCAUGACAAGGUUGGUUACUCUUGACUUAUCUGCAAAUUUAUAUCUCGGAGCGUACUUGAAACUUGAGAAGCCAAACCUGGAGAUGCUUGUUCGAAAUCUCACGAGGCUAAGAUUUCUCUAUCUUGACGGCGUAAAUAUAUCAGCUAGGGGAAAUGAGUGGUGUCAGGCGUUAUCGUCACUGACCAAUUUGCAAGUGUUGAGUAUGUCCAACUGUAAUCUUUCAGGACCUAUAGAUUCUUCAUUUUCCAAGCUUCGGUCUCUCUCAGUCAUCCGAUUGGACGCCAACAAAUUGUCUGCUCCGCUUCCAAAAUUCUUUGCAGAAUUCCGAAAUUUAACUUCCCUUCAUCUUAGUACUACUGGCCUGACUGGAAGAUUUCCAGAAGAAAUCCUGCAUGCAACUACAUUACAGACUCUUGAUUUGUCCAACAACAAAUUACUCCAAGGUUCUUUUCUAAAUUUUUCUCUGAAUGCAUCCCUUCAGACAUUGCUGCUUAGUGACACAAAUUUUGGGGGGCAACUACCAGAAUCUAUUGGUAACCUUGGAAAAUUGACAAGACUAGAACUUGCACGUUGCAAUUUCAGUGGACCAAUACCAGAAUCAAUGCUCAAACUUACACAGCUUGUCUAUCUGGAUUUUUCAUCCAACAAUUUUUCUGGUCCAUUGCCAUCGGUCUCAUCAUCAAGAAAUCUUACACAGUUAAAUGGCACAAUUCAUUCCACUGAUUGGUCAGGGUUUUCUAAGCUAGUAAGUAUUGACUUACGAAACAACAACUUCAGUGGAACAAUCCCACCAACUUUAUUCGGCAUUCCAACACUGCAGAAGAUUUUACUUUCACAAAAUCAAUUCAGUGAUAGCCUUGUUAACCUCCAUCGUGAGCCCUCUUCGCUAGAUACUCUUGAUCUUAGUAGCAAUAAGCUACAAGGGCCACUUCCAAGGGUUGUAUUUGAACUCCAAGGUCUCAAGAUAUUGUCACUUUCUUCAAACAACUUCAGUGGUUUUAUACCACUAAGGGCCAUUCAGAACCUGAGAAAUCUUUCCAGUCUUGAUCUCUCGCAUAACCAGUUGUCUGUUAAUGCCAGUGAUACUAAUCCUUCCUUGCCUUCCUUCCUCAACAUUACCACAUUGAAGUUGGCUUCUUGCAACUUAACGAAAUUCCCUGAUUUCUUGAAAAAUCAGUCUAGAUUACUUUAUCUGGACCUUUCAAACAACAAUAUCCAUGGGAGAAUACCCAAAUGGAUUUGGGAAGCCAGAAGUCUUCGACACCUAAAUCUUUCUCAGAACUUUCUUGUAGAAUUCGAAGGACCUUUGCAGAAUAUAAAUUCUAGUCUUAGUGUUCUUGACCUUCAUGGCAAUCAGCUGCAAGGGCAAAUGCCAUUUCCUCCACGAUAUGCCACCUAUCUGGAUUACUCGAACAAUAAUUUCAGCUCUGUUUUACUGGCUGAGAUUGGUGAGUACCUCAGUUACACUUAUUUCUUCUCUCUCUCGAGUAAUAAAUUUCGAGGGAGUAUCCCCAGGUCGAUAUGCAGCAUUAUAUAUCUUAAAGUACUUGAUCUGUCUAAUAAUUCCCUGAGUGGGUCAAUCCCUCAAUGCCUGACUCAGAAGAGUUUGUCCCUUAGGGUGCUGAAUCUAAGGAGAAACAAUCUGAAUGGUGUAAUUCCUGAUACAUUUCCGCAAGGCUGUGGGUUACAAACUCUAGAUCUCAAUCGAAACUUACUGCAAGGAAAAGUUCCAAAAUCCUUGGCCAAUUGCAAAAUGUUGGAGGUUUUAGACCUUGGAAACAAUCAGAUCAAUGAUACAUUCCCAUGCCAUUUGAAGAGUAUAUCCACGUUGCGUGUUCUUGUUUUACGAGCCAAUAAAUUUUAUGGGAACAUUCAUUGCCUUGGGAAGAAGAGCCCCUGGCAGAUGCUUCAGAUUGUUGACUUAGCUUCCAACGGUUUUAGUGGUAGACUACAUGAAACAUGCUUGUUGACCUGGGAGGCCAUGCAAGCUGAUGAAGACGAGGCCCAAUCAAAGCUUAAACAUCUCCAUUUUAAGGUCCUACAAUUCAAUCAAUUUUAUUAUCAGGAUGCAAUAACAGUUACGGUCAAAGGUUUAGAGUUGGAGCUGCUGAAGAUUCUAACUGUCUUUACCUCCAUUGACAUUUCAUGCAACAAGUUUGGAGGGCCAAUACCAGAAGUGAUUGGAACAUUCAAAGCACUUUAUGUGCUUAACUUUUCACAUAAUGCUUUCACAGGGUCAAUUCCACCAUUUAUAGGAAACUUGUCACAGCUUGAAUCCUUAGACCUCUCAAGUAACACCUUAGAUGGUGAGAUCCCUUUCCAGCUAGUAAACCUCAAUUUCCUUUCAUAUCUUAACAUCUCAAACAAUAAGCUAGUAGGACCGAUCCCAACGGGCACCCAGCUUCAAUCAUUUUCAGAAGCUUCAUUUGAGAAGAACACAGGAUUGUGUGGGCCUCCUCUAAAAAUACAAUGUGCAAUUGCACCUACACAGGAAACACAUGCCGCACCAGAAUCUCGAUCAACAGAUGGAUUUGAUUGGCAGUUCAUAUUCAUUGGGCUGGGCUUUGGUGUAGGGGCAGCCGCAUUUGUUGCACCCUUAAUAUUUUGGAAGAGAGUAAGUAAAUGGGUUGAUGACAAUGUUGACAAAAUCCUUGAGGUCAUCCUUCCAAAGGUGGGUCUGACAUGCACACAUCCUGAUGAUGCAAAGGUUGAGGGAAAUGAAAAUCUUGAAGAAGACAACACGGGCAAUGAUGAUGAAAACGAAGAAAGCCAGGGUAAUCACGAAGAAUUUCGCGGGAGGUAUUGUGUGUUUUGCUCCAAACUUGACAAUACCCGGAAGAAAGCAAUUCAUGACCUAAAUUGUACCUGCUACGAUUCACCAUAUUUAUCUCCUUCUUCCAUCUCUUCUUCCUUUUCUCCUUAGACCCUUCAUUUUUUGUUUUGUUUGUAUGUUUUGUACAUAUAUACAUACAGAAAGAAUCAACACCCAGGAAAGGGGUUAUGAAGGAGAAAUGAACGUGUAAUUUCGGAUCCUCAGUAAAUAAUUCAAAGUAACUUUUCCUCUCAAUAUACUCAGUCACAGGAUCUGUCUGUUUUGUAUAACCCUGGAAAGGGGGUGAUGAGACUAAAAUGUAAUUAUGGAUCCUCAGUGAACAAUUCAAAGCAACUUUUCCUCUCAACAUACUCACACUCACAAGCUCUAUCUGCCUGCUACUUAACUUCCGUCAGAAGCAAAUACACAGUAGGACAAUAACAAUAAUUUUGGUUCAGGAAUCAUAGACUAGUUAAGAAAUUUAUGCACGAUAGAGAUCAGAAUUUUCAAAACCAGUACCUGAGUACCAAUAACACUAACGGAUUUUAGGAUACGACAAUUUUCCAUUCUCUUUAUGUGCAUAUGUCAAAGGCCUUGAAUCCGUCUACGCACCUAAAGGACAGCGCCCUCGUUCCUUCCCUUUCUAGUUCUUACACCAGUCCCGCACAAAAAACGUUUCCCUGUUCCUGAUCGGUC
This is a messenger RNA of Durio zibethinus, 4435 nucleotides long. RefSeq names its product receptor-like protein 7. Lineage: Eukaryota; Viridiplantae; Streptophyta; Magnoliopsida; Malvales; Malvaceae. The record is from RefSeq and is a predicted model, not a curated record. Gene Ontology annotation, molecular function: protein binding.